AUGGGUUUUCCCGACAACCAUGACGAUGAUGACGACUCAGGAUACAACCCUUUCGCAACAUCAUCGUCGUCCAGGGCACCACAAUUCUAUCCUGACUCCUUGAAAUCCUCAUACGAUCAUUCCAACAUGGAAUACGAGGGCUAUGACUUGGUCUACCACUCCGGCACCCACCCCUCGACAGACCCCUCUACAGAGACCACGAGCUUAACAAGCUUAAGCCAACUCCAAGAGAACAUAGAUUCUUUUCCACCCGAAUCCAGUCAAGCCACAAUCUGUCCUUUGUCGCAGGGUGACGACUUUAAGUUCUUCGACGGCCCUGCAGAUUUGGAUCCACAGUGGAAUGCAAAGCCCGAUACUCUGGAUAACGAUCUUGGAAUACAAACAGAUUCUUUCCAAGCUUUCCAAAUGGCCUCAGAUGUCCAGAGAGCCUUGGACCCCUCCACAACCCGAGCCAUGAUGGGAAUUUCAAGCUCUAUGGAUUUGCCUCUACAGCAGCGACCGUAUGAGGAUGACAUGAAACAGGUACAGACACUAUGGUCUAGCCUCACAUCUGGUUAUGCAUGUGGCCACGAGGAAUUCAUGAAGGCACAUCGAGGCCUUGUAGCCCUCAAGGCCUUUUUCGAUUCAAAGCUGCCAAACAAUCCGCCUUCGACCCCAUCUGAAUCCAAUCCAAGAGACAGAGGAUCUUCUUUCCAAUGCAUAUUGUGCAAGGCCCAAGAUAAGACAGUAUUGAUCGGCUCUUUUGGCUCACUCAAAAGGCACUUGGCAUCCAUCCAUGACAUAUCUGACAAGAGGUUCUUCUGUCCGAUUCGGGGCUGCAGAAGAGAAACCUUUGAACGCCGGGAUAGACUGCGCGAGCAUUUGGCUCUGAUCCAUGCGAUUGAUCCAACGCGAAGCUAUGUUGACAAGGCCCGAAGAAAAGUUGAUCCCCCGCGCACUUGUCCUAUUUGUGACCGCAGAACUCAAUCGUGGGAUCAGUACUUCGAGCACAUCAAACACCACUGCUCUGUAUCCCCUGGCCCGGCUAGCGUCUCAACUGGCGAUGAUCGUUCUCGUCGAGGUGGGAAUGGGGGUGGUAGUAAUGGGGGCAAUCGUCCCAACCACAACCCUCCCUCCUUUGCUGAGCCAAGCAAUUCUAACGGACAGUCUCGGUUCUAUCAAGACAGCCAGCCAUCGGACCCUACGAAUUUUCUCCAUCCUGGAUCCCAGAGAGGACACAUGAGCAGUGCCAGGACAGAUACCCGACCCAGUUUUCUGAUGCACUCAAUCUCAGACAACCAAUUGGACCUUGUUCGUCGCCAAGGAUUUGAGCACGCUGCCGAGGACCAUUCCAUGAUCCCUUCUUUUGAAAAUCUUUAUAAUCCUGAUAUCGACAUGACAGGUGGAGUAGACCAGCAGUCUGGUCCUAUCCAGCCACUCCAGGAUUCUUCGUUUCUCCAACCUGAUCAGUUUGGCCCGAAGCCUAAAAGGCAUCAGAAAGGCAAGCGGUCAAACAGAUCAAGAGCACCUAUAGAGCCGACCACAGAACAGCAGCCCCCAAGCUCGAGAGAGUGUACCGCAUGCGGACAUGACUUCGAGAGAUGUCAGCAGUGUCAACACCUCACGGAGCCCAUCAAUGGCUGUCAUAAAUGCACCAACGGGACGGGCACUAGGAUCCAGACCCUUCCUGCCGAACCCUUUGUCCAGAGUCGCCAAAAUGGAUUCUCUCCUACCGGCGCCCUCAACGAACAGUCCUUUCGGCCUGCUUUCUCGGAAGACUAUGUUUGGCUUGCCCAAGGGCUAAGCCAAGAGCUCUACCCUCAUUCAAACUAUCCCACGGAGUACACUGGGCAGUACCCUGGAUCAGGGUACCAACGUCGCUCAUUCGAUAGCACUGGAACAGGAUACAGUGACGAUGUUUCCCCCGGGGGCACAAUGAUCAGGGCUGCAAUGGUCGCCGAAGAUCACGGUCUUGUGCACAGUCUCGACCCCAAGAUACUGCAGUUACCUACAGUUCGCGAAGACCUCAGACUGCUCUACGAUAUUGGAUUGGGCUCAUUGAUGAAAUCCAAAUCCCCUCAAGGCCAGUUCAAGCAAGCUAUAAGCAAAGCUUUUGGCCUUUCUCCGGAGCCAUACACCGGACUUCCCCUCAAGACCCGUGGACCGAGCAUGCUCGGGUCUCCCCAACCCGUGCCUCAAUGUCAAUGCCCAUGUGCGAUUCUGCCUGGUACCACAUACAAGGCGCAUCUCCGUGCCCAACUGUCUCCUUGCGAACGAGUUGAAAUGACCUUCAACAUGACCCCAGCUAGCCGCGAGUCUAACCACCCCCUCCGUACUCGAGUAAAGGUGGUUGUCAGGCUCUUGAGACUCAGGGCGUCGGUCUCAAAGUCGAACGCCAAGCGCAAGCGAAGAAAACAAUCCAUCGAAUCUGAAGCCACUUCAGAAGACGAUGCUGGAUCUGAGACCGACACAGAUCAUGCUCUCUCCCCUACAUCUCCCUCCGGCUCUGAAGAUAUCCCUGUCGUCUUAUGGACCGAGGAUGUUCAAGACUGGUCCUUUGACUUUGAUCUCAAGUGGGCGAUCUCGAAAUUCGCCGAAUGGACCAGUGGCAUUAAUGCCGAUACGUACCUCAAGAUUUUCCAUGCUGAACCUGGCCACAUACUGGAUUUAAUCUCAUUGUAUAUCAUGUACAGUUACAAACAACUUUGGUUGUUGCGUGUCGCCGGACUGGAUUCUCUUUUGAGGCGCCUCAUGAUUUCAUGA
Penicillium salamii is the source of this 2742-nucleotide messenger RNA. The record is from the annotation of a GenBank genome assembly. NCBI's taxonomy places the organism in Eukaryota, Fungi, Ascomycota, Eurotiomycetes, Eurotiales, Aspergillaceae.